CUUCUCCUAAAUGGCCUCAGUCAUCAAACGUGCCGAUCCACCUUUGGUUUCUGAGUUUACCCGAUUUCCUGGUAACUGCUGCAGUUAGAAACCUGAAACUCAACCUGACAAACUCACCACUGUACCACUUCCUUCCCCAUAGCUCUCAUCUCGUAAAAUCCCCUCAUAACCCCAUCAAAGCCCAAUCUUUUCUUCGAUCCUUUAAUCCCCACCAUACACAAAAUCACAGCAAUCUUUCAGUUUUUUGGCUUAGGAAGGGAGAUGGAGAGCAGCAGCAGAGUUGGGGUGAAAAGGAACAGAAAUGACUACAGCAAUACCACCGCCACCACCACCAGUGCUUCAACUUACCUGAUAGAGGAUACCGAGACGCAGUGGACAUCGUGGUUGGUACCUAUGUUCGUGGUGGCUAAUAUCGCGCUUUUCAUCGUUGUUAUGUAUCUCAACGAUUGCCCCAACCGCAAGCACACCAGGCUUGUCGGAAAGUGUGUGGCCACCUUUCUUGGUCGCUUUUCUUUUGAGCCUGUCAAAGAGAAUCCUCUCUUUGGUCCCUCUUCUUCUACAUUGAAGAAGUUGGGAGCUCUUGAGUGGAACAAAGUUGUGGUUGACCAUCAAGGAUGGAGGCUCAUUACUUGCAUUUGGCUGCAUGCUGGUGUCAUUCAUCUUCUUGUAAACAUGCUGAGCCUGGUUUUCAUUGGCAUUCGCCUUGAACAACAGUUUGGGUUUGUGAGGAUUGGAAUUCUUUAUCUCUUGUCCGGAUUUGGUGGAAGUAUACUCUCCUCUUUAUUUAUCCAAAACAACAUCUCCGUCGGUGCAUCCGGUGCUUUUUUCGGACUUCUCGGCGCAAUGCUCUCGGAACUUGUUACAAAUUGGACCGUAUACACAAACAAGGCAAUGGCUCUGCUUACUCUUAUGGUCAUCGUAGUCAUUAACCUUGCAAUAGGGAUUUUGCCACAUGUUGAUAAUUUCGCUCACAUCGGUGGAUUUUUAACUGGUUUCCUCCUCGGCUUCAUUCUUCUACCUCGUCCUCAGUUCGGGUGGUUAGAGCGGCAGAAUCUUCCGUCCGGUGCUCGACCAAAAUAUAAGUACAAGCCUUAUCAGUACGUCCUUUGGGUGGUUUCAGUGGUGCUGUUGGUUUCAGGAUUCAGUGUUGCAUUGGUGAUGCUGUUUAGAGGAGAAAAUGGAAACGACCAUUGCCAUUGGUGUCAUUACUUGAGCUGUGUUCCGACCUCGAGAUGGGAUUGCAAUGAAAACUAGCAGCAUAGCUUUCAUUUUUGUGUGUGUGUGUUUUUUUUUCUUCACACAUAAUUUGUAAAUGCGUAAACCAGAGUGGUGUGUUUUCCUGUUCUUGCUUUCUUUACGUAUGGAAUGACUGAAAUUGUUAUUGAUUUUACAUCUCA
This is a messenger RNA of Hibiscus syriacus, 1397 nucleotides long. Its product is annotated as RHOMBOID-like protein 2. The record is from RefSeq and is a predicted model, not a curated record. Bases 262 to 1254 code for a protein of 330 amino acids. The transcript is spliced from 5 exons. Gene Ontology annotation, molecular function: serine-type endopeptidase activity. Gene Ontology annotation, cellular component: membrane. Lineage: Eukaryota; Viridiplantae; Streptophyta; Magnoliopsida; Malvales; Malvaceae. Gene Ontology annotation, biological process: proteolysis.